Molecule: messenger RNA, 2259 nt
Organism: Caenorhabditis briggsae
Lineage: Eukaryota; Metazoa; Nematoda; Chromadorea; Rhabditida; Rhabditidae
Exons: 5
Coding region: 1-2259 (752 amino acids)
Source: RefSeq, a predicted model, not a curated record
AUGGGAAAUUCCGCUAAGAAAAAAUCGGUCAAAAGCAGAUUGGCCCGGCAAGCCAACGGCCGGUUGGCCCAGAUCAAAAGAGCAGAAAAAUUAGAGAGAAGAAACUUGGAAAUAUCCGUCGAAAUAGAAGACAAAAAAAAUUUUAUCCAAGAUAUAAUUGUUUCUAUGGCUUUGAUAUCGAUAGAUCUUUCUGAAUUCCGCGAGAACUUAGACAAAAAGAAUGUUGAGAUGGAUUCUGUUUUGAAAUCGCUAGAUGAGAAAGAAAUGGAAAUAAAACUGGCUGAAAGUGAACUUCGACGGUUGAAAGAUCAGCGGCUGUAUAUGAUAAACGAAAACAAAAGGCGAGAAAAACAGUUUCAGAAGAAAAUCGAAAUUGAGAAACGCGAAAUUCAGAAGAGAAACGAAAGUGACAAGUUAAAAGGCCAGUAUUCUAUGCCGUUUGAUGUAUUGAAAGAUAGAAAGAGCAAAGUGAAUCGAUGCAAAGACGUCAUCAAAUAUAUCCAACAAGUCGUGUUAUCAAAUUCUGUUGAGCGAUUUCUCAAUUUUUUUUUCACCUUUCUGAACGAUUCGGAUGAAUAUCAAUUUCGAUAUCAGCUCACUGACGAGGAAACAUAUUUUGCGAAGCUUCGUUUUCAUCUCCCAGAUUCAUUUUUUAGAUCCUUCCAGAAAUUCUAUUCUCAAAUGACUUCUUUCACUUUAUUCUCGUCUCGGCACGAUAUUUCAAAAAUUCAAAAGGAACUGUCACUAAAUCGUUACUAUACUGUUGAAUCAGAUCAGAUCAAAAGAAGGACCCUUUCUGGAGGAUUGACAACAGUAAAACGUCCUCUUGUCUUUAUCAAUGCGUUAUCAGAAGUUCUAACUAUUCGAUUAUCUACUAUGGCUCGACAUUCUAAACUUGAAUUCAAUGAGUCAACCGGAGAUGACAUUUGCGUAGCAUUAGGUGGAGAUAAAGGCGGAGAAGAGACGAAGUUGUUCCUCAUUUUUGAGAAUAUCCAAAAGCCAAAUGAUUCGCGGGGAAUGUUGCUUCUAGGACUUUAUACGGGCGAUGACAAUCACUCAAGUUUGAUAAAAAAUCUACAAACUGUGUUUUUUCAAUUUAAUGCUCUCGAAAAAAUCACUUAUCAUGAUGGAAGUAGAGAGAUCACAAAGAUUGUGAGAAAAAAAGUCGUGGGAGAUGUUAAAUUUUUGUUAUCAAUUUAUGAACAUCCCGGUCCACAAUCCUUGACUCCCUGCCCAAAAUGUGAAGUGAGAUACAGUACUCAUGGUGCACGAAUGGCGACAUUAGAAUCGUUUUCUUUCGAAAAUUCGGCGAAAAAAAGAACGGUAGACAGUUAUAAGUCAACUGGAAACCCUCUGGUAGAUGUUGAUCCGGCAGAUGCUGUAAUUCCACCGAUGCACGUGGUGCAAGGUCUUCUACAAAAGUACGGAAUUGAUUUUUUUUUGUAUGCCACGCCAAUAUCCUUGAUUCUGGUGAAGACGAUUCCCAUUGAAGAUAGAAGAAUCGAAAGUUCCACUAAAGAGAUUCACGAUAUUCGUGAUAUCAAAAACGCCUACAUCGAAACUCUUGCCAAUGACAACAAGAAGAAGAAGAAGAAUUCGUGUGAUUCCACAUUUUGCGUUGUGACGCAUUCCAAAAAUCGAGAUAUCGAUAAAGCGACGUACCAAUGUGACAGAUGUUCGAAAAUUUUCCACUUCCUCUGUAAUGGAGUAUGGACUUUUGAUGAGAAAAGUAAAACCAGCCAGGCUGGAAACAAUGUCGCAUGCUUCGAAUGUUCUUAUCCUCUUUCGAUUGAAGAGCGAUUGGAAGAGCUUGAAAUCUCGAAGGCGAAGCUAGAAAAAUCUUUGGAUGAUGAUCAGGAGACGUGGUGGCAAGUUAGUGAAGAGAGGAGAAAAGCUGAAAAAGUGAUAAAUGAUUGUGGAGAUUCAGGAGAAUAUCGAAAAAAUAAAAACGGACAAGCAAAUUCCGAGAUUGAGGAGAAACUUCACAAUUUGGUGAAAUAUCUUCGUGAAGCUCAUCCGGAACACUCAGUGAAUGUCAAACUCCAUCUUCUGACUUCACACUUGCUUGAUUUCGUCAAAAAGCACCGUUCGUGGGGCAGAGUCUCAGAACAGGGUAUUGAGCAUGCUCAUUCCGACUUCAAAAAGCUUAAUAUUCUUCUUGCUCCGAUGAAAAAUCCGAUUUCCAAAGGAUAUGCCUUUCUCGAUGCGUGUACCGGUGCAAAUUUCUUGACUGAUACCGGUGAAGACUGUAAUACUUGA